This is a messenger RNA of Meloidogyne enterolobii, 3391 nucleotides long. The record is from the annotation of a GenBank genome assembly. NCBI's taxonomy places the organism in Eukaryota, Metazoa, Nematoda, Chromadorea, Rhabditida, Meloidogynidae.
AAUGGGCAAAAAACAACAUCAAAGUGAUAAAUUGUAUUUGACAACAAAAGAAUGGAAAGAUAUAUAUGGAGGCCACAAAGAUGAUACUGCUACAAAGAUUCAAAGAGCACAAUUCAAACGUCUUCCUUUCACCCAUUGUGCUCUUUCUUUUCUUCCUUUUGAAGACCCCGUCUGCACUCCAGAUGGAAUUAUUUACGAUUUAAGUUUUCGUUGCCCAGUUACUUAUAAAAUUUUUACUCAAACAAGUAUUAUUGCUGCAAUUCGCACAACAGGAAAUGUUUACUCUAUGGAAGCAAUUGAUGAGCUUAAUUUGAAAAGGAAUCAUUUAAAAGAUUUAUUAACUGAUACACCAUUUCAACGAAAAGAUAUUAUAAUUCUUCAAGACCCUCAAAAUUUGGAUAAAUUUAAUAUCGAACAUUUUUAUCAUGUUCAGUUUGACACGAAAACAAAAGAAACUCUUUUAGAAGAAAAAUUAGCUAUGCAAAGUCCAGAAUAUUUUUUAAAUUCUUUAAAUAAUGAAGCAAAAGAAGCACUUUCACAAUUGGAAAAACAAUAUGUUCAAAAGACUGAAGAAAAACCAAAAGAACAAAUUGCUGAUUCUGUAAAUGCUGCACAUUUUUCCCAAGGAAAAGUAGCUGCUGGAUUGACUUCAACGACAAUGGAGCCUGUAACAAAUAAUAAAGCAGCAAUUUUGGAUGAAGAUGAUGUUAAAUAUUCUCGAGUGACUCGUAAUGGUUAUGUUCGUAUUGUAACAAAUUUUGGACCUUUAAAUUUGGAGCUUUUUUGUAAACACGCUCCACGUGCUUGUGAAAAUUUUAUUGUUCACUGUAGAAAUGGAUAUUAUAAUAAUACAAUAUUUCAUAGAAUUGUUUCUGGAUUUGUGCUCCAAGGUGGUGAUCCUACUGGCACUGGAACUGGCGGUGAAUCUAUUUGGGAUAGGCCAUUCAAAGAUGAAUUUCAAGGCACUUACAAACAUGACCAAAGGGGUAUUGUCAGCAUGGCUAAUCGAGGAACUGAUACUAACCGCUCACAAUUUUUCAUAACAUUUGCUGCCUGUCCAAAUUUAGAUGGUAAACAUACAGUUUUUGGACGUUUAGUUGGUGGGGCAACAACAUUAUGUGCCAUAGAAAAUGUCGAAACUGAUAAAGAAGAUCGACCGUUAGAAGAUGUAAAAAUUAUGGCUGCUGAAGUUUUUGUUGAUCCAUUUGAAGCGGCGGCCGAAGCAGUCAGGAUGGAAAGAAAAGCUUUGUCUAUUAAAGCAAAUUCUAUCUCAUCAGAAGAAGAAACUAAUCGAAAUAGACAACAACAAACAGAAAUUCAAAAGCCAAAAUCAUACUCUUCAGGGAUAGGCAAAUACAUUAAACCAGAAAUUAGAAUUGCAGUUAGGAGAGCAGCGAAAUUAAUGGAUGGUAAAAAACAAAAUUCUAGCAAAAAUGAAAUUGAUGAGGCAACAUACAAUCAAAUUGCUACAAUGUUUCAAAGACCGUCGCAAGUUGAGAAAAUAGAUGAAUUACUUAAGAAAGCUGAAAGGAAAAAGGCAGCUGUAGAGGCAAUGUUGAGAACUGGUGUUCAAUCACAGCUAGAGGGUAUUCGAUCAGCUAUUUCUCAUAUGCAAGUAACCGCUGAAGAAGUUUUGCAAAUUGGAAAAAGUAUGUUAUCAAAGGCAAACAGUCAACAUAGUCAAUAUGCGAUUGCUGUGGAAAAUUUUAAACAUAUCUUUAAUUUAGUGGAUACAGUAGAGAAAACACACGAAUACAUUUUAGAAAAUAAACUUUUACAUGCACAUAAAAAUAUUAUGGAAUUGGAGAAUGCGAGAGAUGAUUUAAUGUUUGAAGUACAUAAAUUGAACUCUGAGCGGAGGGAAUAUGACAAAAAUUUGCUCAAAAAUUAUUUUACCGAUCUUGACAAACUUGUAAAUGAUCUUGCUAAACAAGUUUGGUAUAUUUGUUCGAGAGCAUUAGAAGCCGUUCAAGGGAAUGAUAGUGCACUUCAACAAUUAGUUUCAGCAUUAAGGAUUAUUGAAAGGGAAGAGAGACCAGUUUCCAACGAUUUUAUGCCUCCCGGUCGACCACGACAAUGGCGACGACAACUUUUCGAAGUUUUGGCUAAAAAUGUACGGGACAGACUAGAAGGCAAUCAAUUAGAAGAUAAAGCAAUAAAUAGGCAAUGGUUGGCAAGAUAUUUAGAAGCUUGUAGACGUAAAGUUGUUUCUGAUUUAAAACUUGUAAAAACUUGUCUUGCUGCUUGUUUUCCACCUGAUUAUAAUAUUUAUGAUCGUUAUAUUAAAUAUUAUCAUGACAGCAUUUCUUUUCAAAUCAAAAAUAUUGCAUCCAGCCCUUUAGAAAAGAAUGAACUUGUACAACUUUUAAGUUGGAUCCAGGCAUAUCCCGGUAAACAAAUGCUUGGUGAUCCACAUUUGGGCAUCCAAGCACAAUCUCUUGUACAAGAACAGCCACUUUUGCCUCGUUCCACAAAAAAUCAUUUGUGUGAUCGGGAUAUGCAUGAUUGGCUUAAUAAAACAUUAAUUCAAGAGAAAGAUGAUUGGUACAAACAUGUUUUGCCUGAAACUGACAAUGAUAAACAUUAUUAUACCCAAUUACCAAGUAUUUUGUUUGGAAUGGUAGCUCUUUCGAAAGAAAUUUCUCAAGAUAUUAUCCCUCGUGUUAUUGAUAUCGCUGUGGAUGAAUUUGCUAUUUUCUCUGGGAAAUAUAAAGAUGCUGCAAUGGCUUAUAAAGGGAAACAUUUUGAAGAUCGUUCUCUUUUUCAGCAUUAUACAGCUACAAUUAUUGCAAUUGCAAACAAUUUGGAUAUUUGUCUCGAUUCUACAGAUAAACUUGAAAAAAAUAUUCGUUUAACAAUGGAAUCUAAUGGCAGUGGAGGUGCAUUAUCACCAACAGAACAAUUGGGAGAUUUAAAUGGAAAUGGGUCUUUAACUACACGUUCCACCGCUGGUGGAUUUUCUGUUGUUAAUAGACAAGAAUUAAUUGACAAAAUGGAACAAUUAAAAAAGAAAUUUGAUGUUGGAAUACAAUUUACAAUUUCUGCUCUUCUGGAAGAAGUUUUAGAAGAUAUUAUUAGACAUUUAGAACAAAUAAUGACACGUAGUUGGUUAAUGGGAUCUAAUGAUUUGGAAACUAUUUGUAUAACAAUUGCUGAUUAUUUUAAUGAUUAUAAACAUUUACGUGGACAUAUUAGAAGUAUGUUAAUGAGAGAAUUACUUUUUAAACUUGUUGCUGAAUUUAUGAUUGGAAUUGAUGUUCGUCGAUUAACUUUCAAUAAAUAUGAGGAACGCCAUUUGGCUGUUGAACGAUUAAAGACAGACGCUAAACGAAUUCAGCAACUUUUUUCUAAAUUCUUCGACGAUCCCGAAUUUCAGGCAAUUAUUUUUUAA